AGAAAGACAACUUACACAAGUUGAGUCAAGUACCGCACCGCCACCACUAGCUAGCUAGCAAUGGCCUGCACACCCACCGAAGAACCCACCAUGGAGACCUGCGGCGACGACGUCUCCGACCCAACCAUGGAGAUCAUCGGCGUCCUCUCUGAUGUCUCCAUGGCGAGCAGAAGCCUCCCCGUAGGCGUCGUCUCCACCAAUUUCAAGGUCACUCGUGGCUUCGGUGGAAUCACGGAGAACGCCAAGGUGAACGUCGACAGGCUGUAUCUGCGCCAGAUCAUGACGGGCUGGGACGCGAAUCAGUCAGACGUGAUACAGCCCAAUGCCGUGACAGGGCUAGGUAAAACUGCUGUGAACAACUGGGGUGUCUAUGACGGUGCUGGCUCCAAGGCUAAACUUGUUGCCAAAACGCACGGCAUGCACACACUUGCCGGCAAAUGGAGCAAUUGGUUCACCUUGGCGUUUGUGGUCGGAAGGUUCGAAGCGUCCACUCUUCAGGUUAUGGGAGCUAAUGAUGAGGAUGAAGCAGAUAAUGACUGGGCCAUUGUAGGUGGGACCGGUGAAUUCGCAAUGGCUCGCGGUAUCAUUCGGAGAAGAGUAUAUAGUAUAACAAACAGUACAUUAACACAUGCGCUUACUAUUGAAUUCUUCUGCCACAUGACGGAGGUCGUCCCUUCACCUACAAAGAGAGGAACAGUUGGUGGAAAUAGAGGCACCCUGCCCCGGGAAAUGGAAGGCAAAUCCCAACGUCUUGAAAAUGUGACAAUCUACCAUGUAGGUGCAGUUGAAGGGUUUCAAUUUUCCUACGUUGACGAAGACGGGAAAAUCCGCACCACUGAUACUUGGGGUCGAGUACAUCCUGAUCCUUUGCGCAAGACCGAAGUGAGUAGAUUUCAUAUUUUGCUAUGCAUGUGGGGCGCGGUUGUUUUGCAAAUCAUGUUAUAA
Triticum urartu is the source of this 945-nucleotide messenger RNA. Lineage: Eukaryota; Viridiplantae; Streptophyta; Magnoliopsida; Poales; Poaceae. The record is from RefSeq and is a predicted model, not a curated record.